AUGAAGACGCUUGCUUUGAACAAAGUUGUUGAGCAUAUUCCAAGUAUACAUGACAUUUUGUUUUUGUUUGAUCUCCAUAUCGACGUUCCGCAGGACAUAUUGGACAGCGUUCGUAAGGGGAGUUUCUAUCUUUGAUUUGAGUAAUGAUUAUUUACUCGUUAAUCUAUAUAUUUAUUUAGUAUUUAUGUUAUAGAUCAAUCUCGCGAGCUUUAUUGUGUCGUGCGGAUAUCCAUUGUAGUGCUAUGAACUGGUACUAGUAAACCUUUAUACGGGAUGCUUGCCUUUAGAUUGGUGUGCCAUUUGAUGCUUGACUACAAGCAGUCCCUGCUUUUCAGCGAAGUCCGUUGCGCGAGUAAAAAAUUAGUAAAAAAAAUUAGCUAGAGCGCCCGAGAGAAGCCUUGGAGUUCGUGGAUCUCACUCCAAGGUUCCGCGUGACGCGCUAUCGUAUCGUGCGCUGAUUUUUUAACUCAAAACUCCGAAAGGGAAGGAAUGCUCGUAGUCUAUCUGAUGUAAGUUCACCUCACUAAUCUUUUUUUAUUUAUAUUGAUCUAAUCAUAAUUUUUUCUACUGUCCUCAUUUCUAGCUUUAAAAACUAUUCUUUGUUUUACAGAACACUGUAGAAGGACAUCUUGUUUACGCUCCCAUUGUAGGUCGGUUACACUGUGGCAGUACGUAUGUAGAUCAUAAAGGUUAUUGGGAAAUGGAAGGAUUUGGCCUAAUGAGCAUUUAUAAAUCAGACUGGAUGAGGUUCAGAGGUAAAAAAACAUCAGUUUUCAGUUGACGCUCCUUUUAAAAAAAUAUUGAUUAUAAUUUCAUCAGUUCCUAGAACUGACAUGCAAUAUGCAUAAUUCACUCCUCGAUUUUAAUUCAGUUGCAUAGCAAAAUAUUUUAUUGAGGCAGUUGCAAUUUUAGGCUAGAGAAAUUAUACGAAAAUUUAAAGCAACUACCUUGAACUUAGCUGUAAAAAAAAUUGAAAGUCAGUAAUCUCAGAAAAGUUACAUUUUAAAUUGUGAAUACUUGUUGUUGAUGAAAAUUUUUUUCCUAGUGGUAAACGGAAACCUCGUAAAUCUUACGUAGUCAUUUACACUCUCCAUGGGAAUGAACACUGAGGACUACAAAUACAAAUGGGGCGGAGAGGACUGGGACUUACUCGACCGUGUUAUCAAUGCUGAGUUAAAAGUUGUUCGAAUAAAGCACCCAGGUCUAUCAUUAUCAACAGAACACAAAUCUUGGAAUUAA
Pocillopora meandrina is the source of this 1239-nucleotide messenger RNA. The record is from the annotation of a GenBank genome assembly. NCBI's taxonomy places the organism in Eukaryota, Metazoa, Cnidaria, Anthozoa, Scleractinia, Pocilloporidae.